Molecule: messenger RNA, 1056 nt
Organism: Mangifera indica (mango)
Lineage: Eukaryota; Viridiplantae; Streptophyta; Magnoliopsida; Sapindales; Anacardiaceae
Product: NADH dehydrogenase [ubiquinone] iron-sulfur protein 7, mitochondrial
Exons: 2
Coding region: 92-733 (213 amino acids)
Biological process (GO): aerobic respiration; mitochondrial respiratory chain complex I assembly; electron transport coupled proton transport
Molecular function (GO): NADH dehydrogenase (ubiquinone) activity; quinone binding; 4 iron, 4 sulfur cluster binding
Source: RefSeq, a predicted model, not a curated record
UAUGACGCCUUACUUCCCAUUAAAUUGCUCGCAACAGUCUCCUUAUUCACGUAGAGCUAGUGCCUUCCUCUCCUUUCUCUAGAGAAUCGCCAUGGCUAUGAUCUCCAGAAACACCGCCACGCGCCUCCCUUAUCUCCUCUCUCAACGCGCCGCCUCUCUCCACACCACUCUCCCCUGUCUUUCAUCUUCCUCUUCACCCGCUUCAUACUCUCGUCCUUCACCUCCCUUGCACUCGCCCUCGGCCCCGCCCCCUGCCCUAUCCAAGACUGCAGAAUACGUCAUCUCUAAAGUGGAUGAUGUCAUCAACUAUGUCCGCCGUGGUUCUAUCUGGCCUAUGACCUUCGGCCUCGCCUGCUGCGCCGUCGAGAUGAUGCACACAGGAGCCGCUCGUUAUGAUCUCGACCGUUUCGGUGUCAUUUUCAGGCCCAGCCCUCGCCAGUCCGAUUGUAUGAUCGUCGCUGGCACUCUCACCAACAAGAUGGCCCCUGCGCUUCGCAGGGUUUAUGACCAAAUGCCGGAACCCAGGUGGGUCAUUUCCAUGGGAAGCUGUGCAAAUGGUGGUGGAUACUACCAUUACUCUUACUCUGUUGUUAGGGGUUGUGAUAGGAUUGUCCCUGUGGACAUCUAUGUUCCAGGUUGCCCUCCCACUGCUGAGGCACUACUCUAUGGCAUUCUCCAGCUGCAGAAGAAGAUCAACCGACGCAAGGAUUUUUACCAUUGGUGGACCAAAUGAGAAUAUCUCAAGUUGUUUUUACACUCAUAUGGACUAAUAAAAUCCACCUAUUUUAUCUGUUCACUGGUGCAAUGUCGUGUAGAGGGCUCUAUAUGUUAAUCUAUUAUUGAAAUUACAUCAAUCAUCCUAGGAAGACCUUUUGUGGUAUUACACGAAUAAUUCAUGAAUUGGACCAUUUGUUCUAUGCAGUGGCUUCUGUCCCUGUAAAAAAUAUUUGACAGGCCUUAUCUUUCCUUUGUUUGUUAUUUAUUUAUGUAAUUUUAAGAAUAUGCUUAUGCUUUUUAGCUUAACUUUGAUGCAAUAAAAGUGAUUUAUGGCUGUAA